This is a messenger RNA of Cladocopium goreaui, 2255 nucleotides long. The record is from the annotation of a GenBank genome assembly. Lineage: Eukaryota; Dinophyceae; Suessiales; Symbiodiniaceae.
AUGGUCAGCUCAGGCGAGUUUUGGCAGUUGCUCCUGGACGUGGCGCAUUUGCUCCUCUUCCUAUGUCUAGCACUGGCCCCAUGGCGCUUACUACAGUGCGUCUACUUUGCGUGCCGCCCUUCGCAGGUGUGGCGUGGCACCUUAGCACGUCAGCUGUCAAGCUUGCUGCUUGUGAAAGAGGCCAUGUUAAAAAUCUACCGUCGAGAACUGGAACCGUUGCUGAAUGCUGCCGCUAAGGAUCCACCUUUCAGGACUUCGGAAAAGCUUCGAGAGGUGGCCGCCAAGCUGCUUGGCCGGCUGCCCAUGCCGGGCAAAAACGGUGAGAUGGGACUGCUGUCAGAGCUACAAGCCUCAAACGAUGAAGUGGCUAUGGCUUUUGUGGAGAAAGUGAAAAAUUACUCCUUCUUGCAGAACGCUGUGUCCAGUUACUGGCCUGGCUUGACACUGGGUGCAAACCUACUAUUGCUCAAGAAGUCCUUCAACCCACAGGAGCAUGCGCUGUCUUUGGAAAAGAUCGCCAGUGCUCAAAGCCGCGCUGACGACUUGUUAUUGACCUUGGCAGCAGAAGUGCAGGCUGCCAGCGUUGAAUUCCACAGCCCCAACGAUGCCGGUCUUCUGAGCAGUGCAUGUCGAAAGCCGUUGUCCGAACAUAGGCGAUUGGUGCAGAUCUUUGCUUGUGAAGUUUUGAAGGACUAUGGAACUUUGCUGCUGGGCUUCCUGCUGCUGAUCUCCGUCUACCGCUUGCCCGCCGUUGUUGAAGGUCUACGCCAGGAACGACAAGCAGAUUUCGUGCAGCGGAUGAGGAUCGUGCUGGGCUGUCAGGUGAGACUCUUUAUGUGGGAUUUGUGGAUGCUCUUCACGGCGAUUUUAGCAAGUCUCUUAGCCAUCGUCACAUUGGUUCGCGCCCUGGAGUUCCUGCGGACAGCGUUCCUUCAUUGCGAAAGCCUCGAGGAUUUAAGGAGAGAGGCAUGGGAUGCAACCAAGGAUGCCCUCAACAGCAUUGGAGAGCUGUUUAUCCUCUUGACUUUCUGGGACAGCUACAAGACGCUUGUGUAUGCGAGCAUCUUCGCUGUGUUGCUGCCUGCGUGGGGCCUAACCCUGCUGCCGAUUUGGAUGCGUAUUGUGCUGUGGUUAGCUUUGUGUUUCUUGCCUUUCCUUCUACCUUCGGCUUCGUACGCAUUGUGGACCUUCGCAGUGGUGGUGGCCAUGUUUUUUCUCAUCGCCCUCGUGAAAAAGGGUUCGGGGAGUGGUGGUGUACCUGCACACUUGAAAACAAUGCGAGUUUCAGGCAUGAAUGUUUUGGUGCUCCUUUCCAUCUUUGCGGAUGCAGCGCUAUUGUCCUCAUUGACGUACCUGGAACCAGUCCUGCAGAUGGAGCUAUGCUUCUACAUAGCGACAGGCAUCACUAUUGCUUGGUUGGUGGUCAUGUCGAUGCCUCAUGCGAUGUCUUCAGAUCAAAACUGUUUAAAGUCAGGGAAAUUUCAUGUGGCACUGCAACUCUUGCGGCGAUGUUUGUUACCUGCAGCCGUGGUCUUAUUGAUGCAGAUGGAUGGUGAAUUUUCUCGUGUGGCCUGCCUUCUGUUGGCGUUUCUGUCCUUCACAUCUGUGCUGGGGUUGGACCUGCUUUCGCAAGACCAUCUACCUGAUGCGAUUGGGCUGGACCUCGUUCAACCUCCUGCCUUCUUAGCGGGUCUCAUUUUCGUGCAGAUGGUCUUUACCGCAGCCCAGAAUAUGACCAGUAUGUGGCCACAAUGCGCUGCUGCAGUCUUGAUGCCUGCAUGGGUGAUGGUCUUUCAAUGUCUCGGUGGUAUUGGCGGGCCACUUUGGGUGCUGCCACUUCAAUUGGGGACAAGUACAGUGGUCCUUUGGUCGGCCUUGGUUCGAGCCAUGCCGGCAAUGUCCGCAGUAGGAGGCGCUGCAGUGGUGACACUAUGCGCAGUCAUUGCGAUGCUCCUCAGCGAGUGUCUGGCACAAAGAAGACGACGUGAAGCGAUGGAAAAGGCUGGCGUUGCCAAGGUCUUGCGCCAAAUCCUAGACAAGCUCACCAAGAAGGGUAUGCAGCUGGAAAAUCACCACACACCGCAAAUCUGCGAUACGCUGAGUCCGCAGUCAGUGGCGAAGGAACUCCAGGCCUUCGAGGAAUCCACACGGAUGGAAGGACUUAGCGUUUCCUUUCUGCAGAACCGAAAGGAAUGGCUGGCCACCUUGCGCAGAGGCCGGAACGACUACGAAGCUCGAAAAAAAUCAUGGGAAAU